CUUAUCUGCUUGUAUUUCAGACUUUUAUGACCUGCCAUUGGUUUUGCGCGCUUUUGAUUUAUUUUAUUUUUUUAAAGCCUUAAAAUUGACAGGACAUUUGAAGGUAUUCUGUCAGUACAUUCAUUGGCUUUUCUCAAGCCUUUUAUUUUAUUUUAUUUUAUUAAGAAUCCGUUACUGUAGUUAAAGUAACUAAUGGUAUAUGUCUGUAAAUGUCUGGCCAAUCUAUUGAUGAGGAAGUAAACACAUUUGGACAAUGACACUAAAUUGUGUUUAGACUUCUCUUUUUAGUAUUAAAUAAGGCACCGUCAUUGUAGCAUGUAAAUACAGUACAAUACAACUAAACGGUGUAGUCCUGCUUGUGUCCGUCUCCUGUCCUGUCGCUCACUAUUCUGACCCCCAGAAAGAUAACCUUUUUCAGUCUGUGUCAUGACCAUCAGAGGCUGCAUCGGAUCAUGUUGACGGUUUCUCAAACAAACAGCCUUCUCUGUUUAACAUUUUUUUAAUUGAUAUGAUUAUUUGGUCAACCAUUCCCCUGCACCAUCAACAGCUGUUGGGAGUGAUGCACUGUCGUCGGGACCCUUUUUUUAUUCUGAAACCCUUCGACCGGAAGUACUAUUUCCCCUCUCCCCGGUGAAAACACAAACAGAUCGGUGACAAAGUAACGUUAGCAGUGGACAGGCUGCCAACGUUGCACACGGUUAGUUACCGUGGUGGAUGUUCACCUGCCCUGGAUCGCUUUGCCCCAGUGUCCAAAAUAAUGGAAGCACCAUAUGGCAGAGGACUUUGGAACACCUGAGUAGCAAUUACAGGGCCCGCCUGCCAGUUGGGAUCGUUUGUCGCCUCUGAGAAAUGGCUGCCAACGCCUAAAUAGUGGUGCUCGAAGCAAUAUGAGUGACUUAACGGAGUUUGAAAGAUGCCAAAUAGUUGCUGCAAGACUAUCAGGUGCAUCUGUCACAAAAACUGCACAGCUGUUCAAUGUGGCCAGAGGAACGGUCUCCAGAGUCAUGACUGUGUACAUCAAACAUGGACGAACGGCAUCAGCAAAGAAGAACAGCGGGCGCAAGUCAAAGCUCACUGAAAAGGACAGACAGACACUUCUCAGGAUAGUUGCUGAGCACCCCAAGUAUACAGCGUCAAAAAUAACCUCGGAGUUGAAUAGACACCUCUCUCACGCCGUCUCAGUCAAAACUAUACGGCGAGAGCUCCACAAAGCUGGUAUUUUUCGAGGAGCUGGCAGUCGGAAAACGGAGGCCGAGACCGACGCACAGAAGCCAGGAGGAGAGAACACUAAACCCCAACCUGAGAAAGCGAGCGGCACACACAAAACUGGUGAAGAGAGCACGAGGCCUGAAAGGCAAACAAAGGACAAGGAGUAUGGCACACGCCGGUCUGUGGAAGGCCGAACAAUAUCAGAGCCCCAGGCUUGUGUCGAAGAGUACGACGGAGAAGAGAGGAUACGACCUGAACCCAAAGUCCGUGAAGAAGAAGAAGACGACAGCACACAACAGCUUGGUGAAGAGAGCGCGGGACCUGAACCUCAGACCAGUGAAAAUGAAUAGCAUGUUGUAUUUCUGCCUUUUCUAAUACGUCCACAUUGGUCAUGUUAAUGGGAAAUCACAGAAUUCCUUCAUCUCUUGAUUCGACAACUGUUAAAUGUGACCAUGGAUCUGAAAUUAUAUUUCAGUUUCUAGAUUGUAUUGUUUAUUUUUGCAUGAAUGCAUAACGGUGCAAUAUUCUGUCUUUUCGCAAGCUUUGCUUUCAUAUUUUCUCAAUUACAAGAAAACAGUUGACUUAAAUGUAGACUGUUGAGAAUUACCUUUUUGUAACACUUAAAAUAUCCAUACGGUAGAUUUCUUAACAUUAUAUUAUAUUAUAUUGUUUUGAUGUCUGUUUGAAAAAUUCACAGUUCAAUGUGAUUGAAUCUGAGUCAUCACAUCCCUCCCUCUUUGCUUUUGUAUACAACAUGUCAUAUUUAUGGCACCUCCAUGUCCGUAGCUAUGGCAGGGGUGGGACACGAAGCAUCAGACAACAUAUGUAAUGUUGGUACUGCAUAUUAAAACAUUACACAGAAAAAACAAAAGUUGUCUGUAUGUUCUAUUGGUUAUAUUGAAAUACACUCUGCUCUGUUGUCUUAAUGUGUUAUCCUCGGACAAUAAAUUAUAAGCACCACUGUACAGCCUGACAUUAAAACAGUGGUGG
Messenger RNA from Cyclopterus lumpus (lumpfish), 2199 nucleotides. RefSeq names its product tol-Pal system protein TolA-like. NCBI's taxonomy places the organism in Eukaryota, Metazoa, Chordata, Actinopteri, Perciformes, Cyclopteridae. The coding region runs from base 888 to 1559 and encodes 223 amino acids. The transcript has 2 exons. The record is from RefSeq and is a predicted model, not a curated record.